AUGGAGUACAUCGAACAGCUCAUCAAGAAAUUCGAAGAGGCGAUGCCGGCCGGACCGCCCGAAUACCGUCAAGCUUGGCAGGAGGAGAUCGUCAAAAUAAGAGCGGGUAAGUGCCUAUAAUAGUGAUGAUGGCGGCUUGAGAAUGAUUCUUUUUUUUAGAAUUCACUGCGUCAGCUCGUCAAUUCGACAUUGCCCCGCUUCUGGCGAACAUACCGGUGAAUGAACUACUCGCAUCGCUAUCGCUAUCGGGGCCGCAAUGGAGACCGAAAGAGGACAACGCGCUGGAGCUUCUCUCCGUGGUCUCCGGGAUGAAAAUGUCCGAGGAGGAGAUCAAGUCCGAGGAGGGCCCGCUCAGGCUCCCAAAGUUCAACCUCGAGAUCUACAAAAAGCCGCGUAAGUUGGUUCACUUUUCUCCGAUUGUUUUGACGAAUUUUCGUCAUAUCCGAGCUCCGCGUCGAUUUCCAAGAAUUGCUUCUUAUUGCCACAUUCACUGUCCGAGCCCCCAACUUUCAGAAAUACCUGUGAACGGAACAGCGCUUAGUCAAAGUUGUGGCCGUGGCCGAGAAAAGUUCUAGGCCUUGUGAUCUUUUGCGGAUUUUUUUUUGGCGUUCGCAAAACAGUCACACAAAUCAGCAAGAGCAUCGAACUGCUCGCAGGGAAGAGUUUUCACACCAGAGUUUCCUAGGCCACGGCCACAACUUCAACUGCACGCCGUUUCGUUCAUUCGCAUUUCUGUGAGAGCAUUCAGCAUUUCACUAGAAUAUGAGGCAAUAAGAGACAAUUCAAAUAGACACAAAAAAUCAAAAAAUUUGAGAGUUCCCUGGUCCUUUAAAAUUGACACAGAAAGGCCAUUGUCUACCUGAAAACAAUGCAAAUCGUCCAUUAAAACCUAUCAUUUUUCAGUCAAGCUCAAUUCGGAGCAGUCGGAGGAGGAGAGAAAGUGCCUCAUGGAGCUCUUCAAGGCGAGAAGAGCCAUCGAGAAGAAGAAGGAGGAGGACAGAGGAGAGGGACCCGCAAAGGAAUAG
Messenger RNA from Caenorhabditis sp. 36 PRJEB53466, 1025 nucleotides. The record is from the annotation of a GenBank genome assembly. NCBI's taxonomy places the organism in Eukaryota, Metazoa, Nematoda, Chromadorea, Rhabditida, Rhabditidae.